Molecule: messenger RNA, 1596 nt
Organism: Phytophthora nicotianae INRA-310
Lineage: Eukaryota; Oomycota; Peronosporomycetes; Peronosporales; Peronosporaceae
Exons: 4
Coding region: 1-1596 (531 amino acids)
Molecular function (GO): zinc ion binding
Source: RefSeq, a predicted model, not a curated record
AUGCCCACGACGACCAAGUGGGCGACUGUCUGUAGCGACAUGGCUCGAGAGGGCUCCCAACUGCUCAUGGAAGACAUGGAGGUGGUCAUCAUUGUCAAGAGUCAGCUGGUUCCAUGCGUCGUGUGCAGCAGCAACGCGUGCCCAUGGAAGGGGAAGGUUCUCACGUGUCAAGGACUUAACCGGGUGACGAUCAUGGAGACUGGUGCUCAUGAGACGCUGGUAAAGGAGCCCCAAAAGGUCAAGUUGACUCCACGGCUGAAGGAUUACGGUCGCGAAAUGGCGACGCAAGGCCUCAAGCCCUCUCGAAUUCGCAAUGGAAUGGCUCGACGAUUUGGACUUACUGAGUCGGAGUUGCCGACGCUGCGUCAGGUGCAAUGGUUCGUCAGCAGCUAUUCGAAGAAGAACCUCCACCGCAAUGACGACUAUGACCAAAUCCUGAGCCAAAUCGAUCAGCUGGCGUAUGUUGGGCUGACAACUAAACGUCUUUUACUGAAUGCGGCUCGCGACCCGGAGGCGUUCGUUUUCCACAUGGAUGCCACCUUCAAGUUGAACCAAGUCGGGUAUCCUGUCAUCGUGUGUGGGAUCUCUGACAAGUGUCGCUCAUUCCACCUCAUGGCACUUUUCAUUACGUCGCAACGCUUGGAGGACAUUUACGCGACGGUGCUGACUGAACUGCGCCGGAUUUUUGCUUCAGUGUCGGGUGGGCGUCAACUGGUGGUCAAGUUCGUCAUGGCCGACGCUGAAGCUGCUCAACAGAACAAAGUGGUUCGCGUCUUCGGUGAUGGCGGACGUUUACGACCUGCAUUUGCGGCUAGCCAAGAUGUCUAUGACGAACAAGUGAAACCGAUUCUAACGAGUUGGUCGGACGAAGAGCAGAUGGUAUGGUUCCGAGGCUAUUUCGAACGCACGUGGGUGACGAGCGCGUUUUGGCUUUGGCAAUGCUUUCAUACACCAAGUAGAUACGCCACCACAAACAAUCCGGUGGAACAGUUUAACCGUUUGAUCAAGUGUGACUACACACUGCGGACCAAACAUAAGAUCGGGACGCUGAUCCAGUUGCUGGCGGAUUGUUGCGGACAUCAGUCAGUGACUCCAAGAAUUUUCAAGGAAUCCCCUGAGGCUACCCAGCAGUUAAAUGCAAGGGUUAAGGAUUUUCGCCGCCGCGAUCUUCUUGUGGGCAUGACUCCGAGCCGAUCCAGUAUCGACUUCCUACUUGUUUCCCCCAACCCAGACGUGGUUAGGGUGCUGUCACGUGGCUGCGAGCGUGUUUACCUCCCGGAGCUCGGGCGCAGUCGUGAGGUGGGUCCAGUAUCGGCGCAGAUGGAAGUUAAUUACGCGCGAAUGGAAGUGGCUGGGCAGCCGGAGGGUGGCUGGAACGUGGAUUUGAGUACGAAUUCAUGUGGAUGCAAGUACUACUUCAAGUUUGCUGUCUGCAUUCAUGUGAUUUUUGCUCUGCAGAUUAAGAGCUACACAGGCUUGGACGGCAAACGGACUCUAGUUAAUCGAUCUGUGUCCAGGAAACGUCGCCGCUCUAGUACUACAGUACCAGUGUCCGAGUUCCUGCUGGUCGCCCAUUGGCAAACCGACAUGCAUUAA